AUGCAAGCAAAACUUGAGCAAGUCAUGUUAUGUGUAUUUUGUGUAUACUUUAGAGUAACAUUUGUUGUAUCAUUGAUUAUUUUAGUGCAUGCAGGAAGUCCCCUUGGAGAGCUUCACCGGUGUGUUCGGGAUCGAAUUAAAAUCAGCGUUCACAUCCGUACUUUUAAGGGUUUAAGAGGUGUUUGCUCUGGAUUCCUGGUUGCCUUUGACAAAUUCUGGAACAUGGCAAUGGUUGAUGUGGAUGAAACAUACAGGAAACCAGUUUUGGGAAAGGCCUUCUAUAAUGAGCCAAAAUUAAAUGUUACACAGCUUUUUGAGAGAUUACAGCUCCAAGAGACAUCAAAUGUUGAAACACCUGCUGCCGCUACAUAUUUAUCAGAAUCAUCAGACUCCGUGAGAGCAACUGCAAAAAGAUCAGAUAAGCAAAAGUCCAUGAGCAGGAGUGAUAAAUUGGAUCAUGCAAUGAGAUCUAAACUGGUUGUGGAUCCCAUUGCUUACAAAGCCUCUAAGAAACAUAAACCAGUGGAAACAUUAGUUAAAGACUCAAAGUCUCAUCAUGCAGGACAUCAGGAGAAUACAAAGCAGUGCAGAACUAAAGUGGAUUAUCAGAAAGUUUUUAAAAGACAUUUGGGCCAGUUAUUUAUUCGUGGUGAAAGCAUAUUACUGGUUCAUUUAAUGCAGUAAGUGUGACUGAUAGCUCUUUAGGCUUGACCAUGGUUCGUUCUUUGUCACUUGGCAUUCAUUGUUAGGAAAAUUUAAUCUUGGUCUGUUGGAGGGAAGGUGACUGAAUCCCAAGCCAGCCAACCAGGCAGUGAGAUUAACAAUGGAGGUGACUCAACAUUUGAAGGUUUGUCUUAGAUGAGAUGGCAUUGGAGAACUUUAAAGGCAAAUCAUUGAAUUUUGUUGCAUUUAUGUGUAAAAUAUUAAUAGUUAUGUAAAUAAAGCAAAGUAGUAGUAUUUAAUUUUCUUGAUGGCUUGAUUUGCACUUAGUAAAAUUGGGUAACAGACUGGUAAUGAAGUUCAGUCCUUGAGGAAAUGGUUUUAAGACCAGUCCAGGACGAAUUUUUUAAGGCUUCCUUCAUGAGUAAGUAAUUUAAAAUACUCUUGUCAUACGCAUGCACAAGUACUGUAUCCUUUUCUGACAAAGUCUUCAACCUACAUCCGUCCGAGUCAUAUGAGUAUUUUACUUCUGACUUGUGUCUUGCAACCGUCUCCAAAAAUGUAGAUCUUCCAAGGCUUGGCAUUACAUUACAGAUUUUUAUCGAUGACUUUCUGUUAAAAAAAUAAAUAAAUGCAGGUGCUAACUUAAUUACUAA
Protopterus annectens (West African lungfish) is the source of this 1316-nucleotide messenger RNA. RefSeq names its product LSM11, U7 small nuclear RNA associated (gene LSM11). Gene Ontology annotation, cellular component: U7 snRNP. The record is from RefSeq and is a predicted model, not a curated record. The coding region runs from base 1 to 684 and encodes 227 amino acids. The transcript is spliced from 3 exons. Lineage: Eukaryota; Metazoa; Chordata; Ceratodontiformes; Protopteridae. Gene Ontology annotation, molecular function: U7 snRNA binding. Gene Ontology annotation, biological process: mRNA 3'-end processing by stem-loop binding and cleavage.